GCCACACCUAAAAACUUCAUAGUCGUCCCCUUCGACAACGUGGCCGUCGGAUCCGCUUUCUUACGUCUGAAGCAAUCGAUGCAAGAGUUUUACGAGACGGACGACAAUCGCAUAGAGCUGUCGCCGGCGCUCGUCCACAACGGUCUAUACGUGGCCGGCAAAGCACGGGACACGUGGUAUCGGAUGCAAGUGCGGAACGUCUGUCGCGAUCCCUUUCAAGUGAUUGGCUAUCUAUGCGAUUACGGCGAACAACUGAUCCUCGAUAUCAAAGACAUUCAGCCCCUGUAUAGCCAGUUCCGCGAUCUGCCCGCUCAGGCCAUACGCGCCUCAUUGGCCGAUGUAGAGCCUGUGGGCAGCGAUUGGGAUGUCAUGACUUCGGUUGAGUUCCGUCGUAUGGUCGAGAAGAGGCCAUUCGUCGGCACAGUGUUUGCCAUUAGCCAAGUGGACGGCCAACCAGUGCUCUCCCUAUCCCUGUGCGACACGAGUAAUGCCGAUCAAGAUGUGUACGUCGGGGCCACCCUUAUUGCCAAAGGUCUGGCCAAACCCGUAGUCACCGCUCUUUAG
Messenger RNA from Medioppia subpectinata, 564 nucleotides. Lineage: Eukaryota; Metazoa; Arthropoda; Arachnida; Sarcoptiformes; Oppiidae. The record is from the annotation of a GenBank genome assembly.